Messenger RNA from Brassica napus (rape), 1860 nucleotides. Its product is annotated as transmembrane protein 45A-like. Lineage: Eukaryota; Viridiplantae; Streptophyta; Magnoliopsida; Brassicales; Brassicaceae. The record is from RefSeq and is a predicted model, not a curated record. The transcript has a single exon. The coding region runs from base 772 to 1722 and encodes 316 amino acids.
GUACUAAUAGUAGUCUGUAAUUUCAUAACGCCCUUCGGGCUUGAUGGUAGAAAGGCUUGACAGUUGCUGUUAGAGCAGUUUAACCCACGCAAUAUCUCUUGGACUAUAAAAAAUCUGGCUUCGUUCAGAUUCACAAGAGCUCAUCACAGCCAUCACCUUCAAUCAACGAUUGUGGGACUAACAACUUUUCGGUUUAUUCUCGGACAUUGUUUCUCUACUUUUUCGUUUAAUGUUUUUUUUUCUUCGUUUAAUGUUUAUCGUUUUAGCUUCUUUUCUAAAGCAAAAUGAGCUCGCAGAUUCAAUAGCAAAGGCAUGUUUAUGCAAUGCUGCUCUCUGGGCCUCCAGCCUAAUUAGUCUCGUGCAUAAAUUUUAGUUUGAACAAAAAGGGGCUAUCCAGUCCCAAAGUUCAGUCCAAUAUUUCCAGGGCUCAACAUGAACUUAUGGGGGUAGAAGUGGGAUUUCAAGCUAACCAAAAAGAAAGAAAGUCAAAGAAUCCGUUAUUUGGUCAAAAGACUGAAAAGACUCAAAGCCAAGCACAAACAACUUGAUCCCCAAAGCCAAUUCGUCACCCAUUACUUCAUCAAAGUCAAUUACUUGUAAACUUUUCCAAAACGAAUUCUCUAGACCCCUUUCCAAAUUCAAUAUCCACUCUUAUUAAACCAUUAUUAAAGCACUAAUAAAUUCUUGUUCAUAAUCAUCAAAUCCUUGAACCCCCCCUUUCGCUCUCUCUAAAAACACAAAACUAAAUAUUGAGAUAUAAAGCCAGAACACAUGGGAACACUUGUGGGACAUGUGGCACCAGGUUUUGCCUUCUUUGCACUUGGUCUUUGGCACCUAUACAACAACAUAAAACUAUUUUGUCUACACCCAAACACCUUUACUUCAUCACCAUGGUUCCCAACUUCCAAGCUCAGGCACCUAGAGCUCUACUUCAUAAUGUUCUCUUCAUCAGCCUCCAUAGCCAUGGAGCUCUUUAUUGGGCCCAAGAAACAUCAACCCUUUGCCUCUGAUGGCACGAUACCUUCAAACCACCUCCACAACUUUGAACACUCCUCUAUCUCUAUGUCCUUCUUUAUCUACGCUAUUUUCGCACUAGUCCUUGAUCAAGCAAGGUAUAAAGCUGUCUCUAAGGGACUGACCAUACUCGCGGCAGCCUCUGCCUUUGCUCAACAACUCUUCUUAUUCCAUCAUCACUCUGCUGACCACAUGGGCAUCGAGGGACAAUACCAUAAGCUCCUCCAGCUUGUCAUCUUUGUUUCUCUCCUUACCACUUUAAUGGGUAUUGCCUUGCCUAAAAGUUUCUUGGUAAGUUUUGUGAGAUCAUCAAGCAUAUCUUUCCAAGGAGUGUGGUUUAUAGUGAUGGGCUACAUGCUUUGGACACCUAGCUUGAUCCCCAAGGGGUGUUUUCUUCAUGAAGAAGAAGGGCAUCAAGUGGUUAGAUGUUCAAGCGACUUAGCUCUACACAGGGCCAAGUCGCUGGUCAACAUCGAGUUUAGCUGGUUUUUUGUUGGAACCACAAUAUUUGGCAUGUCUCUAUACUUGAUUCUUGAUGGAGUUUACGGUGAAAAUAUCGAAUACUCAAGUCUAACCACUAAAGACCAAGUUGAAGAAGAUGGUGAAAAACAAGAAGACAUCGAGUCGUUGAAGAUGAGUAAUCCAGGUUUUGUCCAGAUGGGUAAAAUUUUUGGAGAUCGCGAGACGUGGAAAGGUGAUAAAAUCUAGGUUUUUUUAUAUUCCAACUUGUACAAAAAUAUAUAAUCGAUUAGAACGAUAAAGUGUGAUUGUAUAAUUUAAACUUUAUUUUUGUUAAGAACGUGCGUCAACUUGUUUAUACAUUAAUAUAGUAACAUAUUAAUAAUA